This is a messenger RNA of Saprolegnia parasitica CBS 223.65, 1157 nucleotides long. RefSeq lists its product as hypothetical. The transcript has 4 exons. The coding region runs from base 1 to 1089 and encodes 362 amino acids. The record is from RefSeq and is a predicted model, not a curated record. Lineage: Eukaryota; Oomycota; Saprolegniomycetes; Saprolegniales; Saprolegniaceae.
AUGGAGCGUGACGACGCCUGGGGCAUGGCGUCGCCCGACUUUCUCGACUUCCUGGACGCGUCGCCUCCGCGCACGGCCCAGGCCAGCGUUGCCGACGACGACGACGAUGCCAACGCGACGGCGCAGCAGCGCUUCCGGAAGCGGCAGAAGCGGGAGCUCGAUUUCUUGCAAAGCCAAGUCGCGGAGCUCAGCUCGCACCUCGCGGUGCUCAAGAACAUCCGCGGCCUCGAAGUAAGCCACAGCUCGUACUGGGAAAAGAAGGCGCGCAUGCAGAAGCUCGGGCGGCAGCAAGCGACGUCCGAGAACGCCCGCUUGAAGCGCGCGAUCGAAGAGCAGCUCAAAGUCGCCGAGAUCCUCAACCAGCUGCUCGUCAAGCGCCCGAAGCUCGUCGCCUUUCCGACGAUGGACAUGGUCGACUGGAAGCUGCGGCGGCUGCCGCGCGACCCCGCGGCGCGCGCGAUCGCCUACCACGCCUUUAUGAACGACGUGUACGAGCGCGUCGACACGAUUCUGCUGCGGACAGGAAUUUUGGACGCGCCGGACGGUCUCCGGUCCAUCGACCUCUCGACGACCGACGACGUCAUGACCGUCGACGUCCGCGGCGUCAAGGCGCUGCCGUGUCACUUUCUCAGCGCUGCGCUGCGCUUCUGGUCCCUCUGGAACGACGCGUCCAAUCACAUUCUCGAAGGCACGAUCCGCGUCAAGGUGCUCGAGGCAUUCGGCGACGACGGCGUGUACAUUGAGCAGACCGAGUCGCUCGGCGAUGCGAUGCCGUACCUCCGGCGCCUCGGGGCGCUCAAGCGCUACGUCGAGGAGGACCGGGUUGUCUUUGUAUUCCGCACGGUCCUCGACGACGAAAAGUACCCGCCCGUCGAUGGUCUUUACAUUGGCAACGACACGAUCGUGUUGAUACUCGAGCGCGCUAGCGACAACAUGGCCGUGCGCCGCGUGUGCAUGUCUGGGGAGCUCCCGAUUCAAGCGCCACCGAACGGUCCGUUGGCAUCCAACCCGCAGCAUUUGAUUUGCGACUUCAUUUUGCGCGAGGUCAAGCGCACGUUCGAGACGCUCGAAAGUUUGUUUGGCGACUAGCGACCGCCAUCCGUGUAUCCGUCUCCUGUAUUGCAUAAAAUAGGGAUCAACAAGAAUUGGGUGCGGAA